Molecule: messenger RNA, 860 nt
Organism: Contarinia nasturtii (swede midge)
Lineage: Eukaryota; Metazoa; Arthropoda; Insecta; Diptera; Cecidomyiidae
Exons: 7
Coding region: 86-727 (213 amino acids)
Source: RefSeq, a predicted model, not a curated record
GUCAACAAUUUUUUUAGUUUUUGUGUAGAGCCACCAUUUGAGUGCAAUUUAUUGUGAUUGUGAAAAAUUAAAAGAGUUCAACACAAUGAUAUCUUCAAGAUCUUUCGAUAGCUCGAAUUCAAGUUUAACUAUUGCAGAUAUACCAGAUUUUGACAAUAUGCAAGAAGUUUCAAGAAUAACCAGGCACCGCAACAAUAGAGGAAUUCCAGAAUAUCUGGUGGAAUGGAAAGAUGGAUCGCCGGCUUCUUGGGUUAAUUAUUCUGAAUGCUAUUGCCCAAACUUGGUUUUUGAAUACGAAAAGAGCAAAGGUUAUUGGAAUGCCGAAUACGAAAUUGAAUCCAUCCUUGACGUAUUUCAAAAUGAAGUCGGUCAAACUGAGUAUUUGGUUAAAUGGAAGGAUCGGCUGGUGAGCACAAAGGAAAAUCCCAAUACGUGGUUCGACCAGUACUCUUGGGUUAACGAAAAUGACAUGGCAUCAGCACAAGAUCUUAUCGAAGAGUUUCAUCGAACUGGCUUUCAAUAUAUACCAGGAACCGGAAAACGUUGGAUACGAAAAAUUUUCACCGUUAAUCGAAAGUAUCCAAUUGAUUGUUAUCUUUGUGGAUUUGAUGGUACCGUUGGACCUAAGAAUAGAUUUUAUAGCAUCGAUGAUGUUUAUCUAAUGCCGAACGGACGUCGAGCUCUACGUCUUUUUAACGAAAGUCUUAAUGGAAUUAAUGAUGUAUAAGAUAUAAGUGGAAUAUUGGCAACGACAUUCACACAGAGAAAUCUCAGUCAAUCGAAAUCACUUUGCCAAAAAUUGAAUAGAAAAAAUAAAUAAAUUUGAUUCAAGAUUUUAGUCACAUUUCGACAAUGUUUAU